Molecule: messenger RNA, 4058 nt
Organism: Octopus bimaculoides (California two-spot octopus)
Lineage: Eukaryota; Metazoa; Mollusca; Cephalopoda; Octopoda; Octopodidae
Product: AP-1 complex subunit mu-1
Biological process (GO): vesicle-mediated transport; intracellular protein transport
Cellular component (GO): clathrin adaptor complex
Source: RefSeq, a predicted model, not a curated record
AGGCUAAUUUCCUGUAUGCCAGCGAAGUAAUCUGAGCGACGGGCACCACCUUCGGAUUGCCUCAACUGUCGGCAUUUACUCCUAUCUACUGAGGCUGACGGGUUCUGCUGUGGGCAUUCUGUACACAAGACUUCCGUCUCUGGGGAGAAAGUUUGCACAGACAAAUAUACUGUGGAAUCAUGUCUUCCUCAGCGAUCUAUAUUUUAGACGUCAAAGGAAAGGUGCUGAUAUGUCGCAACUACCGAGGAGAUAUAGAUAUGUCAGCGAUUGACAAGUUUAUGCCACUGUUGAUGGAUAAGGAAGAAGAAGGGAAUGUGACGCCCAUACUACAACAUGGAAAUAUUGCCUAUGUCUACAUAAAAUACAACAACCUCUAUUUAGUGUCAACUACCAAGAAAAAUGCUAGCGCCACUAUGGUCUUUUCAUUUUUACAUAAAAUUGUACAGAUUUUUGCUGAAUAUUUUAAAGAACUAGAAGAAGAAAGUAUCCGUGAUAAUUUUGUAGUUAUUUAUGAGCUUUUGGAUGAAAUAAUGGAUUUUGGUUAUCCCCAGACCACAGAUAGUAAAAUAUUACAGGAGUAUAUCACUCAAGAAGGCCACAAACUGGAGAUUGCCCCCCGACCUCCAAUGGCUGUCACUAACGCAGUAUCAUGGAGAUCAGAGGGAAUCAAAUACAGGAAGAAUGAGGUUUUCCUGGAUGUGAUUGAAUCGGUCAAUUUAUUGGUGAGUGCUAACGGCAAUGUUUUGCGUAGUGAAAUUGUUGGCUGCAUCAAGAUGCGAGUUUAUCUGUCUGGGAUGCCAGAGCUUCGACUUGGUCUCAACGAUAAAGUGCUCUUUGAGAGUACUGGAAUAGGAGGAAAAAGCAAGUCUGUGGAGCUGGAAGAUGUGAAAUUCCAUCAAUGCGUUCGGUUGUCAAGAUUUGAAAAUGAUCGCACCAUCUCCUUCAUUCCACCAGAUGGAGAAUUCGAACUUAUGUCUUACCGCUUAACCACUCAUGUGAAACCUCUGAUUUGGGUUGAGUCUGUGAUUGAGCGUCACGUCCAUAGCCGUGUCGAAUAUAUGAUUAAAGCUAAAAGUCAGUUCAAGCGCCGUUCCACAGCGAACAAUGUGGAAAUCAUCAUUCCAGUCCCACAAGAUGCUGACUCCCCUAAAUUCAAGACUACUGUUGGAAGCUGCAAAUAUACCCCAGAAUUAAAUGCUGUUAUCUGGACAAUAAAAUCUUUUCCCGGUGGGAAAGAAUAUUUGAUGAGAGCUCACUUUGGUCUCCCAAGUGUUAUUGGAGAAGACUCAGAAGGCAAGCCCCCUAUACAAGUCAAAUUUGAAAUUCCUUAUUUUACAGUUUCAGGAAUACAGGUACGCUACUUGAAAAUCAUUGAGAAGAGUGGUUACCAAGCUCUACCAUGGGUGCGUUAUAUCACCCAAAACGGAGACUACCAAUUACGUACCAAUUAAUGAAUGAGAAACAAAAAACAAAAACAAAAAAAAAAUCAAACAAAAAAAAACAAACAAACAAAACAAACUCACUAACAGAUUGGAAAAGGGAAUGAGAUGUUGAUAGAGUGCAAUCAAUAUUGUAACGAUCCAUAUGAAUAUUGGCACAGAUACAUAUUGCCGCUGCUUCUAUCUGACAUUAUUUACAGUUAGGGAAAAGUUCAACAGGUCGUGUAAACCUCGUUGAAUAUCCAUGCGUUUUUAUAUGUAUAUGUUUGUGAACUCAAUUAUUAAUUUCAUUCAGAUUAUUCAAUUACCUUUUUUUUUUUUUUAUCUAGACAAAUUAUUUUAAAAAAUAAAUUAAAACCUUAACUAUCUAUAUAAUUUAUGAAUUUAUUGUUUUUGUUUGUUUAUUUUUUUUUUCCUUUUAAAAAUAAAUUAAUUUUUCCAUUGGUUAUAUUUUACAUUAGAUACUUCCAUGUUUUCACUCACACACACAGACAGACAAUCACAUACACACACACACACACAUAUACUCCCAUACACGCAGAUACACUCACUCUUUUGUUUAAAACUUUAUGAACACAUGACUAGUUUUUAUCAAUGAUAUUUACUGAACUUUUGAAAGUAGACACCUUCUUUUUGUUAUCAGUUACUUUUUAAUUUAAUCUUAAACUUGAUCAGUUUGUUUUUCAGUGAUUACAAAGUAGCUGAGUUGUAAAACAUAUUUUCUUUCUUUCUUUACCGUUUUUUUUUUUUUUUUACUUUCUCUCUCUGUUGUUCUGUUAGGUUUCAAAUUUAGUUCAAUUUAAAUCAGAAUAUAUUGUUGAUAAUAUUUACUACAAUUAGAACAAGUCAGUCUACUGAAAACUUUAGUAUUUACUUAAUACUGAGUUUUUUUUUCUUUCUCAUUUUCUUUCGGUACAAAGUAAGCAAAUCUGAAGGCGAACAGAUAUUGCUUGUUUCUGUUUUUCCUAUUAUUUUUUUACUUUUUUUAAUUUUUUUUAUUAAAUAUAUGACUUAUCUUUAUUCCUUUUGAAAAGAGCAUGAAUACAAGAGAAACCCAGAGAAUCAGUUCUUCUAUGCCACCAUUCUGUCACGGUUUUAUCACUUUCCAGUCCAUUUUCCACAUCUGUAAUUUUUUCGCAAUAGGACAGAUUUUUGUCUGACUGAAAUUUAAAUAAUCUUCCAAGAUAACAAACAAGAUAGAUUUUCAGAGGGAGCCUAUUUCUGGUGCAGUCUGCUCUCAGAAUCUACUUCUCUAAGAUCCAAUUUAUUUAUAUUGUCUUGUUUAGUGAAAAAGACUGCCACAAUCACUCAUCGACCACUGUUCCAUCUUCAGUGUCCCUAAUCUUCCCCAAUUACCAACAUCCAGAUGUUUAAAAAGCCAGUAAGUGUUAUGGCUAGUUCUUGACACUUGAGGCCAGGCUCUCCAAAACUUUGUAGUACUAGAUGUUGUUUAGUUAACUUUUACCUAUUUUUACUGUUAAUGAGGUUAAUAUCUGUAUAUUGUCAGUAUUUUAGAACUGAAUGCAUUAAUUAUAAAAUACAUCAGAUUAAUGUUAAUGUUGUAUGUUUCAAAAAGAAAAAAAAAUCUCCUUAUUCAAAUUGUAGAUUUUCAGUGAAUCUAAAAUUAACGAACUUUGAAAGAUUAGCAGAUUGUUUACUAAUGACGAUGAGAUCAAAUCUUUUUUUUUUUUUUUUUGUUGGACAUCAUUUUACAACAUAUCUCUAAUUAAUAAGGGUAAUUAUUUCACUAUGUGGAAUCAAUUUUUUCCCUUCAAGUUUGUAACUUAUUUAUUUAUUUGUUUGUUUAUUUAUUUAUUAUUAUUUUUUUUUUCAAAUUUUUGCUGCAUUUUUCUGGUGUUCUAACUGUGACUUGACUUGUUCAACUUUUACUGAAAAACUAGUCAACUGUUAAUUGCUCGGGUUCCCAGACAAUCUAUUGUUGCUCUAUUUCUCAAUGUUUUGCAACUUAUUUGGAAUGAGGAGAGUGUGAGAAAAAAGACACAAAGUGAGAGAGAGAUAGAGAGAGAGUGUGUGUGUGAGCAAGUGAGAGAGAGAAAAAGAGGAGUUAAUUGCAGCUACAUUUGAAUGAAGCAAUCAUAACUAAUUAUGAGAAACUAAUGUUGUUCAAUAUUUCAAUUGACUGUUAAUGGAAAAUGUUAUUUCUUUUUUUUUUUCUUCUUCUUCUUCUUCUUGCAUCCAUCUAAUUCAGUAAUUUUAUCAUCGGUGAAGAGCGAAAAAUCAAACCAGAUUUUUUUAAGCAACUCUGCUGUUUGAUACAUACAAUGUUUAUUAAAAAUUUUAUUUUAAUUAAUUGCAACAUUUGUUCAUAUCUGAUGUAUUUGUUAAGAGAGUUUUUUUUGUUACAUGUUUGUUUGUUUGUUUGUUUUGUUUUUCUUUGUUGUUUUUUGUUUUUUGUUUUUGUUUUCUUUUUCUUCCUUUUGCUAUCCAUUAUUUUGGGAAACCCCCAUUAUCAUCCUGCGCUGUUGAUCCCAUGUUCUGGCCAUCAUAAAUGACAAUAAUAAUAAUAAUAAUAAUAAUAAUAAUCUUCAUGACUGAUUGCAAUCAUUUUAAUCACUGUCAUGUAUAUUAGAAAGGUGAAAUAAAUAUUGUGAGUGUUUA